This is a messenger RNA of Neoarthrinium moseri, 1140 nucleotides long. RefSeq lists its product as uncharacterized. NCBI's taxonomy places the organism in Eukaryota, Fungi, Ascomycota, Sordariomycetes, Amphisphaeriales, Apiosporaceae. Gene Ontology annotation, molecular function: 4-hydroxy-tetrahydrodipicolinate synthase activity. The transcript has a single exon. The coding region runs from base 1 to 1140 and encodes 379 amino acids. The record is from RefSeq and is a predicted model, not a curated record.
AUGGCACCUCACAAAGAUACAUCGUCGCCAGCAGGUAGCUACACGGGCUGGUCCAACAAUAUAAACUCACCGUUCCGCCCAAACACUUCUUCAACACUCGAGCUUGGUACAGCGACCCCUGCUGACUCCCAAUCCUCCCUGAGCAGCUCAUACGACAGCACAUCCCUUGACACCGAGUUGAGAAUGGCCCGCCCACUUGUUCCUGGUGUUUACGUUCCCACUAUAUGCUUCUUUGAGCCGGGCAGUGAGAACGUGGAUACAGCUGCCAUCUCCCGACAUGCCGUACGACUUGCGGAAGCUGGCGUUACUGGCCUGGCCACGCAAGGAUCGAACGGGGAAGCCGUCCACCUCACGCAUGAUGAGCGCUCUCUUGUCACCUCUACUACCAGAAAGGCGCUUAACAACGCCGGCUUCCCGCAUCUGCCAGUCAUCGUGGGCUGUGGCUCUCAAAGCACGCGGGAGACCAUCCAGCUGUGUACUGAGGCGUGGAAGAGCGGUGGGGACUAUGCACUGGUGCUUCCCCCGGCAUAUUACGCUACCCUCUUCGCACCGGCGGCUCAGACAAUUCUGGAAUACUUUACCACGGUUGCGGAUGCGUCUCCGAUUCCCAUCAUCAUCUACAACUUUCCCGGGGCAGUCAAUGGCCUCGACCUCUCUUCCGACAUCAUCGUCAAGCUGGCAGAGCACCCCAACAUUGUAGGCGUCAAGCUUACAUGCGGAAACACUGGGAAGCUCAACCGUGUCGCUGCUGCUACACGGAAAAUGACCAAGAACUAUGAUCCAAAGCGCCCGGAGUUCUUGGUCUUGGCUGGUUCUGCUGAUUUCUCCAUCCAGUCGCUAGUUGCCGGCGGGCACGGCAUUCUGGCUGGAUUGGCGAACAUUGCGCCCAGGGCUUGCAUCAAGACAAUCGAGCUGUACGAGGCUGGCCAGGUCGCUGAAGCACAAGAGUGGCAGGACGUGGUGUCACGAGGUGACUGGGUUGCUAUUCAAAGUGGAGUGAUCGGCGUCAAGGCAGGUAUGCAAUCUUGGAUGGGGUACGGCGGCUACGCGCGUAGUCCCCUGCCAAAGCCAACUGCCGAGCAAUCGAAGAGCUGGAAGGAGGGCUUCAGGGAGCUCGUGAUGUUGGAGAAGGCGUUGUGA